UGAAAAGGACCUAAGCUGGAGGGCGAGAGCAUCCCCGCGCUCAUUCCUGUCUCCCCUAGCAACCGCGGUCGUCUCCAAGGCAACGGCUUGGCCAGAGGACCAGGAAGCCGGCUCGGGAUUCCCGCGGGUUCUCGCGAGACGAAGGCCGAGCGCCUGGGGCUACCAUGCUAAACCCGGGAAGGCGCCCUCCUCCGCCAUGUGCAAAUCCAGCAAGAGUUCCCACGUGCUUCCCAUCACCACCACGGUGGGGGUUGCCCGGGUCCUGCCCAGCGGGAAGUUCUACCGGCAGAUCUUCGAGGACGAGAUCAACCUGGUGCACGCUCUGGGGCGGGCUAGGAGCAAGAUCACCCAGCACAAAGUCCUUCCAGGAAAAAUCCCCUUGGUGAGAAAUUUGGAAAGAAGAACCAGCUAUGGAUUCUUGUCCAAACGCCAACAGAUGUGGAUCGAGGCGAUGCCCAACGAUCAGCUCACUGAAAAUCCUGUGCAAUACAAGGAGGCUGUGACGCGGGCAAAUGUGAAGGCUAAAGAAAGCGAGAGUGUGAUUGCCGCGAGGGAAGUCAGAGGCCUUGCCGAUGUCAUCGUUCCAGAGAAAAGAACCAGCAAUAUCGUGGAGCGUAUCUACGAGAACAAAAAGUUGUGUUACGAAGAAAUUGUGGCCCAGUUCCGGCAGGAACUAGCCUGCAUCGGAAAGGAAAUGGAAGAAUGUUAUAUGAAGCCUGGGAAAUUAUUGUUGACUCAGUUGCAAGAAUCUGAUCAGGCUUUUGAAUCCUAUUUUCGCGCCUCUGAAAAUGAUGUCACUUUAAUCUCCUACACCAUUGAGGACUUUGAGAAAAUGUGGGCCUUUCUCUUCCAAGAGACCCAGCAAAGAAGGCAGUGGAUUCGAGAACUAGAUGAAGCUUUACGCCAGGCUGAAGUGCACCGAGCAGAACAGAUCACAGUUGCCUUGAGCAAAUACACCAAGAUGCUAGACGACACUGCCUAUCGCUUAACCUCAGAUGUCCACAGAUUUGUACACAAGGAAGCCAUGAUGAUCAACCAAGCUCUCCUGGCCAAUCGGAGGGCGAUCUCUAAGUUGUUCCUGAAUCUGAUGGAGGCCGACCUCAAGAGGGAUUCCUCCUAUCGCUAUCAGCUGGAAGAGAGGAAGGAGAUCUGGAAAGCCGUGCAGAAGAAACACAUCAUUUCCAGUUUCCGAGAGUUUAUGGAGAGUGAAAGAAUACAGAACCCAAGUUCAGUGAACGUAGAAGUGGAGAGCAUGCUAGACGAUCAGCAAUCUCUGGCCCAAAAAAGAAACAAGCAUUUAUUCUCCCUGGGCUCUUUGUUGCCUUUGAAGCAUACCAAGGCCGAAAUCAACGAAUGGUAUGAGGCCCUGGUGGAAUUAAAUAAGCGGAUAGACACUCACAAUGUCCAGUCCAUGAUGAGAAUUCGCCUCCAGUAUGAGAAGGUUUGUCAGGAAUGCUUGGAGAAACUCCAGGAAUCCAAGCAAAAUCUGAUAGACAUGAAGAUUUGUACCCCCAAAGAGGCUGAGAAGAUUGUAAGCCCCAAUUUCUAUCAGUUAAUCGGGAAGCUGCAGGUUCAAUUUGAAGUCAAGCUAGAUAAGAUGGACGCUGAACUGGAGCACCUGGCUAAAAACAGCGAAAUCAACUGCAGGCACCUCUAUCAGUACUUCCAAGAUGUCCUGGCCAUCUUUGAUUUCCACCAGAAGAAACUCACCCAACAGGACAACGAUCUUCAGAAAGCUUUAAAUGAUUGUCGUUGCAAGCACGAAAAUAUGAACAAGCUAAGGGAAAUGAAUCUGGACAUAGCAGUGGACAAACUCAGGAUGCAAAGCACCGAUGAAAAACUCAAAGCCUACCUCGAGAAGGUUUACGCUGCCUUGGACAUCAUUCGCAAUGGGUACACCGCCUUCCAUCAAGACCUGCUGUCUAAAGUGAUGGCUUACCCACGCCACGUUCGGCACGCGCUUCUUUCCUACAGCGCCACCCUCAGUCGGUAUUUUUACGUCCUGGGCAGCUACAAAGGGACCUUAAAGAAAUCGGGAGGCUCAGCUGAAGGACGAAGGGAAGGAGGAGAAAUAACAGAGGAGACCAAAGAGGUCGAAGAAAUAGAAGAGGCCGUGGAGAUUCUGCUGGAGAAAGAGAGCGAGGAAGGGCUGCCUCUGGAGGAGAGGGAUGGGGAAGGAACGGAUCGUACCGAAGCGGAGGAUGCGGACCAGGAGGAUGAGGAGGAAGGGGAAGAACUGGAGACCCCCGGCCGCCGGAGUGGCAGGAACAGCGUCGGUGGAGAUGACGUGGAAAGAUCAGGGGAAGGGAACGCCUUGGGGCCCAAGGCUCAAGACGCCACUAAGCCAGAUCUGACCAAGGAUUCGGGCAAGGAGUCCAAGCGAAAGGAUGUGAUUGUAGAAUUCUUCACCACGUCCAGCGGAAACACCUACAAAGUGGUGGAGUACUUGAAAAAGUCCAAGCUCCGGAAAUCAGAGAAAUAUUACCCGGGAAAACUGAAAAGCAGUUCCAUGCCUUCCUACUUGGAGCAGGUGUACCUGUCAGAGGCUUUCUUUAGAGAUAUCAGAAAACAUAUCCGACUCCAGUUCUUCGAGCAUCUGGAGAAGUGGUUUGACGACACCUUAUCCAGCACCUGGGUUGUGGUGGUGGCCAAGAAGGAAGAGCUCAACUCCGAACUGCAGCUGCGCCUCCAUCUUCACGAACCCCGGAGGGAACGCAUCGAGAAGGACAUUUACAAUGUCAGGAUGGCGGAGCUACGGAUUCACAGCGACCGCUUGAAGCGUCACUGCGCCGGCUUGAUCGAGGCGCUGAAUAAGGAGAGGGGCGCCUUCCUCAAGAUCCGAGAAGACCACAACGCCGUCAGCAAAUCCUUCCGCAACCGGAUCCAAGACAUGGAGAAAGUCUUCCAGAUAGAGAGCCGGGCAGAAAAGGUGAUGGCCCUCAGCCGUAACCUCCAUAUGGAGUUGCUGAACCAUGUGGAAGUGCUCCAGGUCUCGAUGAGGAGUUACAGACAGUAUCUGGAGGAAGCUUUGGGGAAACUGCGGGAGUCUAACACAGACUUCCUGAAAGCCUGCAGACUCUUCGCAGAUGGUGGGAACUUUUCGCCCGAGGAGCUAGAGAUCUUCAUGAAGCAGCUGCAGAAGGAGAACUCGCGCAUAGAAUUUGUCGAAGGCUUGAUCAUGAUUGAUAUGGAGAAAGCAGAGACCGGCUAUCUGGAGCAGGCUACAGAAAUUAUCAGCAAGUUUGAGAACAGGUUUCGUUACCUGGCUAUGGAUCGAGUCUUCCUGGAGAAAAUCCAACGGUUUCUGACCAAUAUUCAAGUGAAAAUCAAGACAGAGGUGGCCAAAUCCAACUGGCAGACCCAAACGUUGAAUAACUACUUGGAGAAGCUCGUCCAGAGGAUCGAUGCCUGUGCCCACCCUAACGUGGACAAGGAAAGCAUGACUCCGGAAAGACUUUACGAGUUUACCAAGUUUGUCAUGGAAGAACUGAAGAAGAGGUGUAAAUAUCUCAACUGCCAACUCCGGAUCCAGGAACCGGAGAUCACUUCCCUGCCCGCCGUCUUCGCUCAAGACUCCCUCAUAAGCUCCACCCGGUCGGAGAUGUCACUCCCGGAGGGCAAGGCCACCGUCAUGGGCAUGGAGUACACGCCCGUCCUGAACCCGAGCAGGAUGGGGAAGCCGGCCUUCGAUGACGCCUCCUUCUACCUGAUCCGAAACCUCACCGGGCACGUGCGUGGAAAAAGGAUGAUGGAUGCCCAGCACGAAAAGGACGUCGCGGGAGUGCCUGGAACAGACCGAGGAGAAUUUCCCAACCAAGCUUUCCCGCCCUUGUUCACUGGAGGCGGUCAUCGCGAAAGCCUUUCCUUGGGAGCAGCCUAUCUCCUGGCCAAGAAAUCUAGUUCCAUUACUAAAGUUUCCGGAAGCGGGAACUCCAUCCAAAAAUACACCAGACUUACUAAAGCCGACAGGAAGUUGCUGAUUUUCGGAGGCCAGCCAAAAGAGACCGAUUCGGAUUACUUUACCGGAAUCAUCUUCAGUAUCCUGUGGGACAAUUUUGAUAACAUCAUGAACGUUGCUGAGGAAUUCUACAAAAAGGACAAGCAUCAGAUUACGAAACCGGACUGUCUCCAAGAAACCUACGACCUGUGCAUUGAUGCUUUGGGUCAGAAGAUGCUGACCUAUCUCUUCCAGUCCGACGAGUAUCACAUUGCUUGCAUCUCUGAGUUCCGGGUCCAGCUGAAGACUUUUGAGGAAGAGCUUCCUCAUGUCAUCCGUCUGGCCAUCGGCAAAAUCCUAAAGGAUCACGAACAGUUCCUUGCCGAGUCCACGGAACAGAUCCGGGGGCACCUGCAGGACCAGCUGAAAAAAUGGACUGCUAUAAAAGACAAAAACAUGGCCAAAUUGCACACCAGUUUGGGACACCCGGACAAUAUCCCGGUCCUGGAAGCCUUGUGCCAAGAGGAAGAGAAAAGGCAAGAAGAGCAAGUGCAGAGUAUCCUGGUCUGCACCAAGAGGCUGGAGGUGUGCGUCACAGAGUGCGCCCAAAAGUUUGUCUCUACCUUGGCCACUUGCACCGAGACCAUCCUGAUGGAGCUGGACAACAGCCUCACCAUUGACGAUGUCCAAGUAGGAAAAACGGAAAAAGUCCGAGAGAGAACCAUCACCCUGAUCCGUCGUAAGAAAGCCGGUCUAUCCUUAGAAGUGGAAGAACGGAAACUGGUGGCCGAGCGGGGUAGCAGAACCUGGCCUGGCAUCCCACAAACGACCAUCCCGAGUCUGCCGAAUCAGAUCAUCUUUCGAGAAACGGCCUCCGUGACCACCGGCAAAACCACACUGGGCCACGUCGCUGCGGUGGAAGAGAGAGACGCCGUUUACCAAAAAUUCAAGGAAACGCUCCAGAUGGAGUUUGCCAGGAUCAAAGAGGAAAACUCCGCUCACCUUAUGAAAACCCAACACUGGGCCCAUUGGUGGAAGAAGUCCGUGCAGAAAAUCAAACAGCUCUACUUGUGAACCAGUUUUAAUCUCCCUUUCCUUCCCCUCUUCCCCCCUCUUCUCCUCGUUUGUUGUGAUAUAGACGUAUAAUUUACAGCUGUAGGAAAAGAUAAAUGUUAGUCUGGAAAAAAUAAAUUAAAAAAAAAACCGCUGCUAUUUUUGCAUAUCUUGGCAUUUUCUGAAAGAAUGGAUGAUCAGCGUUUCUCAAACUUACCGAUUUUAAGGCCUGUGGAUUUCAACUCCCAGAAUUCCCCUGCCGGCAUCUAGUUACCAAUAAACGGUAAUUAUGACACUAUCCUAUUCUGUAUUUUCUAAGUACAGGUAGUCCUUGACGUACGACCCAAAAUUGAGCCCAAAAUUUCUGCUGCUAAGUGGGGCAGUUGUUAAAUGAGUUUCACCCCAUUUUACGAUCUUUCUUAUCACGGCGGUUAAAGGGAAUCAUUGCAGUUAAGUUAGUAACACGAUUCAGUGAAUUU
Messenger RNA from Ahaetulla prasina, 5469 nucleotides. It is a transcript of the gene CCDC180, whose product is annotated as coiled-coil domain containing 180. The coding region runs from base 197 to 5011 and encodes 1604 amino acids. NCBI's taxonomy places the organism in Eukaryota, Metazoa, Chordata, Lepidosauria, Squamata, Colubridae. The record is from RefSeq and is a predicted model, not a curated record. The transcript is spliced from 38 exons.